ACUUAUUCGAUAUUAAGGGCAGGUGAGGGUCAUUAGUCAUGACGGCAUAUGCCACCAGCAUACCUGCCAUAGAUCCCAGUUUAGGACAACUCGUUGAAUUACCAAUAGAUCAAGCUGGCGCAUACGUCAUCCAAGAUGCAAGUGGUGGUCAAAUCCAGUUAGGUAGUGUUCAGGGUGGAAAGAGUUUACUGAAACCCGAAUUAGCCCAACACUUAAGCCAACAUACUGGUUACAAGUCGAAUGUUGGCAGAGGAGGCUUCACUUUGAGUAGUAAUGAUGCUCGUUGGGUUUCCCUCAAUGCAAAUCGUAAUUCACGUAGCAUCACCAGCCGUAAACCUCUAAAUGCAAGUGCUCCUGCAGCUCAAUCAGCUGGACUGCAAUCUACUGUACUAGCACCUGCAGCUUCAGGAUUACUAUCUUUGGGUACUCGUUAUACUCCGUCUUCGGCUACUGUAUUUGGUACGACUGGAGGAGGUUCGAUAUCAGGUGUUAAUCAAGGUAUAACUGGUGCAGGGGCAGCUACAAUGAUACCUUCGGGCACACCAUCCAGUAAUAUUGUUUCAGGCGGUGUUGGUGCAAUAGGCAGCAUGGGUGUGGAUCGAGACUCUGGUUAUCGUUUAGCCGCCGCAAUAGCUGGUACUAGUGGUCGAGGCCGCCCUCGAGGUCGAAGGCCUUUGAGGGGUCAGUUUCCUGUUGUUCCAAUUGAUAUGGUUCGACAAUUGGGCAUUGAACAACAAGUCAUUUUACAACCAGCGGCCCCGGUUGCCAUGCGCAACAAAGCUGUGUUAUGUCGACCAUUGUCCAUGUGUCGUAAAACUCAAGCGAAUGCAACAACAUACGAGAAUUUAUCCCAACAUGGUGUUGCUGUGCAAACGGAUAAUUCUCCAACCGCAACAGAAUCAAGUAACAAAAAUGAUAAAACAUCUCUUGGAAUCGAAAUGCAAACCCAGACUGUUGACACAAAACCAGUUGAGAGUGAUGAUGAUGAUGACGACGACGAUGAUGAUAUGGUACCUGUAGGUGAAAUUGAAGAUGAUCAAAUAAUAAUGAAAUCUGACCAACCAAGUUUUAGUUGUGCUGAGACAUCCACUGCUGAUGACAUCGCUUUUGUCGAAUCUGGCACUCAAACAGAUUUAACCGAUGAAGAUGAAUUGAAAAAAAUGCCACUUGUACUACCCAUACCUAUCCCGGUUCCAAUCUAUGUACCUUUUCCAGUAUGUUUAUACGCAAGACCAGUGCCAUAUGCAAUCCCCUAUCCGUUACCAUGUCCAGUUCCAAUUCCACUUGUCUUCGAUGCUACUCCAGAAACUCCGCAUGUUGAAGACCAAGGACAACAAGUUGACUUAAGCACUGGUAGAGCACUCAUCGACUCUUCCGUUAAAUUCAAUGUACAUGAUUCAUCAGUAACGGUAGGAGAUAAUGAUAAUCAAGCCGAUACACAGGUUGGUGAUUUAGAACGUUCAACACAGUCGAUUGAUUAUCCAUGUACAUCAUCAAUGUCAAAUGACGAAGAAGGCGAUAUAGAGACAAUUGAAGAGCCUAGUGAUGCUCCUGGAAAAUCUCAGAAUGUAUCUAAUCUUAAACGUCCUGCUCCAGAAGAGUCAUCAUCUUCAGACUCGUGGGCUUCAGAGUCAACUGCCACACAACAAUCCAAUGAACAUAAUCCACCAUUUCACCAUCAUCAACCGAUGACAUCGGUUGUGAGUCAUUCCAGUAGUGGAAGAGAGAUAGAUCAAUCGCUGCCACCUCCACCCCCAACUAAACGGUCUCGUCAAACUCUCACACCCAUACUUACAUCUGAUGCUAAUUACCAUUUGAAAUUCUCUUAUGGGAUCAAUGCAUGGCGUCACUGGGUGCAGCAAAAAUCAACUUCUUCAUCUACAGACAAACCUAGAUCUAAUGCAGCUGCAAUGCAACAAUAUUCACACUUAUAUGCUGAUUUAUUAAACAUGAGUGAUGCCGAUCUUAAUAUCGCAUUAAGUCAGUUUGUUCGUGAAGUUCGCAAACCAAAUAAUGAAUGUUAUGUGGCUGAUUCAAUUUUCUAUUUGUGUCUAGGUAUUCAAGAGUAUCUCAACGAAAAUGGUCGUACUGUAAACUUAUUUGGCGAUCCUGCGUUCACUAGUCUAUCUAGAGCUUUGAAUGAAAUAUUAGCCAAUUUCCAACCACGUAUUAGUCCUGAAGGACUUCUUAUCUGUCGUAUCGAAGAAGAACAUUUAUGGGAAGCAAAACAAUUAGGUUCACAAUCAGCUGAGAUUUUAUUAUUCACUAUGCUUUAUUACAAUACCAAACAUAUUGGUUUACGACUUGGUACCGUUCAUCGACAAUUAUCAUUCUCACAAUUUCAAAUCUCUGAAACAGCUGUUCUUUGUCAUUUACCUGGUAAUAUGUUUGGUGAAUCAGAUGAUUCUAUCACUACAUUAAGUUUAGAUGCAAAUCCUCAAAAUCCACGACGAUGUCCUGUUAAACUUUACAAAGCAUACUUUGCCCGUUGGUAAGUUUCUAUAAAAAUAUAAAAUUAACAAUUUUAUCCCAAUACUCACCUGUCCACUGUAUUAUAGCAUAGAGUUCCUGUGUAAAUUCAGUGUGACCCUUUAAAAUAAUAAAUACAGUAGUUAAAACAGAAUAUUAAAAUUAUCACUGUUCGUAAAGUAUUGACAACAAAAUAAGAUGAGAUCAUGUUAUUACUCGGCUUGAAUUAUUGUUCAUUCAGUCAGAAACAUAACCUGAUUGCUAUAGAUAUCAAUUCCAUCUGAAGAUCAACAUUAUCUAAACAUCGUACAACCACUUCCUUUCCAAGCAGCUGUGGAAACAGCAGUGACAUCUAUUAGUGAUUCAAACCACAUGUUUACAAAGAACCAAUGGAUUUCUUCAAGGUCUAUUGCACUGAUGAAUUCUCGCAAACUCAUUCCAUCAGGUUCUGAACACGAUGGAGAGCGUAAACAAAUCAGAUCAUAUCAGCGUCAGACAAUGGUCUUUCUUGACUUAGAAGAAGCAUUUGACUCCGUAGACCGCGAGAUUCUGUGGCAGUUUUUGUCAUUCGAAGGUGUACCUCAGAAGUACAUAAACCUUGAAAAGUCUCUUUACUCGAACACUACAAGUCGAGGUAGAACUUAUGGCGAACUGUCAUCUGCUUUUGCAACUUCAAGUGGUGUCCGUCAUGGCUAUCCAAUCUCCCCAUUUUUGUUUGACUUCAUCAUAGACCUACUGAUAGAAAUAACAUUCUUGUCGACUUAAUUCUCGGGUAUUGAUCUCCUUCCAGGAGGUCCACUUAUCGACGUCACCUGUGGCGAAGUCGAGGUAUCUUUCUGUCAAUAGAAAGACGAGUAUAUCUCACGGUAGUUCGUUCUCUUCUACUUAACGGCUGUGUAACGUGGCCAUUAGGCGUAGAAGUUACUCGUAAGCUACUAGUAUUUGACCACAAAUGCCGUAGAAACAUUGCUCGCAUCUACUAGGAUCACCAGGUAAGUAAUAAUAAGGUUAGACGCAGGGUAUUAGGGAAUGAUGGUAAAUCAGUCGAUGAGGUUGUGAAUCUUCAUCGACUGAGAUGGUUGGGCAACGUGUUACGUAUGCUUGAACACCGAUUACCACGACGCGCAAUGCUGACUGAUGUUGGAGACGAUUGGACGAAAGUUAGGAGCGGCCAAACCAAAACGUGGCAUCAGUCCUUGAAGUCACUAACUUCUAGUCUGAGCCAUGUUGGUAGAUGCAGACUACUUAGUUGGAGUCUGUAUGACUAUCGUAUCCAAUGGUUGGAGACUCUUGGUGACAUGGCUCAGAAUCGAUCACAAUGGCGUCGGUGUAUACACACUCUCUGUCUUCCCUUAAACUAAGAGAUUAAAAUUGCUUUGUAUCUUUCUUCCUGUACUAUGUCUUUAUAUGCAAUCUUUCCUUUAUAUAUUACCACCGUUGACUUAAUCACUCCUAUGAAUCCGGUGUUCAUCUUGUUGUGCUAAUGCGGUACGGCAAUUAAAUCGAUGCGCAUAUGUGCCUGGUCCUACGUUGUAACCGACUGAAACCAUCUAAGUAUACUUCUUAGUUAUCAGUUUUGUCCAUUAACUUGAAACAUGAUUUUAUUUAGUUGCUUAGUUAGACAAAAUGACUCAUACAAUUUUUGGUGUAAAGCAACUAAGAAGUUAUCCCAUUUAGUAUUUAUGUUUUCCUCUAUUGCCACAAAUACUACUAAUAAUAGCAACCAUAAUUGUUGCAUGCGAUUCUCUAUUUCAUUUAUAUUCCAGUCCCCCAGAACUACUAGAUUCCGAUAGUGUGUUCUACUUGAAUCCAUUAUACCCUCCACAAUCUGAUUUGUGGUUUUCAACCAAUCCUGUUCGACCGACUGAAUUGCAAGUGAUACUUAAUAGAAUUAAAAUGGUGAAAGAAAUUCAAGAAGCAUUUAUGAAUAGUCAACCAGAUGGGGGCUUCUAAGCUCAUUUAUAUAUAACCGUAUUCUAUAUGUAUUUUGAUUAAAUUGUUUCUCUCAAACCAAUCUAUCAACGAUUCCCUCCUAUUCUCCCUUUUCAUAUGACUAUAAAAUAGUGAACAUAUAUGCACAUUUGUCUGUCUUUUUUUAAUCCUAUCGUUCUUUAUAUCAUUUUUUGCCUAACUUUUUCACCUGUAUAAACUGAUUGUGGAAAUAAAUUUUCUAUCAUGUGUUC
Molecule: messenger RNA, 4652 nt
Organism: Schistosoma margrebowiei
Lineage: Eukaryota; Metazoa; Platyhelminthes; Trematoda; Strigeidida; Schistosomatidae
Source: the annotation of a GenBank genome assembly